GAGCGCACCAGACACUGCGAGACACCCCAACCAACACCUCCUUCAUUCACUCUCUUCUCUCUUUUGCUAUUGCACAACUCUCGCUACGUUGCAUCGACCACUUCAAGACUCAUCAAUAGCUCUCCACCAGCACACCGCGACUGUCUCAACCGCAACCACCCUCUCCCUCCCGCCCGGUGGCAAACAAAAACAAAGACGUAGUGCACAACACCACCCAGCCAAAGGGCGGUGUCUCGGUGCACCCAGGCGACUCGGCACCUCCGACCAACAUACCACCCUCCGACAUGCCGCCCCGUCUAAAUACCGCCCAAGCCGACUUGGACGACGAUGACAUUGUCGUGUUGAACGAAGCACCAGUUCACAUGAGGCCCAAAGCAAGGGCAGCGCCCAUCCUUGUCCUCUCGUCAGACGAAGACGAGCCGGGCCCUUCAGCCCCUCGGGGCUCGGGGCGAGGAAAGCGAACGCGCUCGAGCAGCAGCCCCAUUCUCAUUGAACAGCCGGCGCCUCGGAAGCGUAAGACACCCCGGGUUCAAACCGGUGACAGUGCUCACUCUUCCGCUGUCAACGCGGAAGCUGGGCCUUCGAACCAACCGGCCCCAGGCUCGGAUCCCCAAGCGCCGAUUGUACCCAAGGCAGACUACCUCGUGGACUUGGUCGUCGACAUCAUACCCGACAUUUGCCCAGACUGGGUCAAGACGAAUCUCACUCAACAGAUUGCGGCUCUCGCACCGACGAGUAAUGUGCCGGGGCAAGACGCAGUCCGCAUAGUUAUCGACAUGGCGUUUGCGUUGGACGCGUACCCAAAAGCGGGAGCGGCGGCCGCGAAGGCCGCCCCGCAGGACAGGGAGGCGGAGGACAGCCAGUACACGGACCCCAACUAUCGAAAGGAUAAGCGCACCGGCUUGUCAUACCGGUCCCAAGCUCUAGAGGUGCUCGAGAGCCACUUUCUGAUGAUCCCUGUCGGAUUUAUUCGACAAACGUUUCAGACAGGGGGUGGCUUUCAGCUCAUCCCGACAUACUUGAUACUGUUACGCCAACAAGCUGGAGGGCCGGGCCUGUUUGCCCCGUUGAAGAAGGGUCGAACGGAGACAAAAGGGAAGAACCACGCCUUACCAGACGAGGACGAGUGGUUCAAUGAUCCUAUUGUUGUUCGAGGCGGCCCCGACUAUCACGACCCUUCUGGUUAUGUCGAACUGCGUCGCGAGAAGAAGCAGCUGAUAGCUCUCAUGAACAAGGAGAAGGAGACGAAGGAAGCGGAGAUUGCCGCUGCCAAGGCUGCACAAGAGAAGGAGGCUGCCGCCGCCAAGGCCAAAGAGGAUGCUAUCAAGACUGGCAAUGCAGCGGAGUGUGGCUGUUGCUUUGACAUGGAGCCUUUGUCCGAGAUGGUGUCCUGCGACGAGGGCCACUUAUUCUGCAAAACCUGCGUCAAGAGUCUGGCUGAGAGUAAACUGGGCGAGCAGUUGACUGCCAUCAGUUGUAUGGAUAUGUCUGGAUGCGCCAAUCUGUUCACUGAAGGGGUACUGGCUCAAGUUCUCCCCACCAAGACGCUCGAGCUCUAUCAUCGAUUGAAGCAGUACAAGGACCUGGAGAUGGCGGAGAUCGAUGGCCUGGAGAGCUGUCCGUUCUGCCCCUACGCUGUCGUCAUCGACAACGAGGCGGAGAAGCUAUUCCACUGUCUCAACACUACGUGUCUGAAGGUGACUUGCAGGAAGUGCAAGCGGCCGGACCAUAUCCCAAAGCGGUGUGAAGAGGUCGAAGCCGACCUCAAGCUUGACAAGCGGCACGCCGUCGAAGAGGCUAUGUCGGAAGCGCUGAUGCGCAAGUGCCCGAAGUGCUCCAAGCCGUAUGUUAAGGAACACGGUUGCAACAAAAUUAUGUGUCACUCGUGUAAUACAAUGAGCUGCUACAUUUGCCAGAAGGCCAUUCCCGAAGGCUAUGCGCACUUUGACCAAGGUCGUCCCGCGGCUGAGCGCAAGUCUGGCAAGUGCCGGCUUUGGGACCAGAACGAGGCGCAGACAGAGGCACAACGCCGAACGCGGGGCCGAACCAACCAGGGGUGGAGGCACGGCUGCACUUUCUUGACGGAAUGGGCCGUGCCGUCGCGGGGGGAGCCGAGCCUCUGCCUGGGGCGGCCGCUCUCCGUCGAGCUAUGCAUGCCCGUCAACGCCCAUUUCCACCUCUGGCCUAUCCAAUGCCACCUCUCCAACCUUUGCGACCAGUGGAACCUGCGCCCGACCUUCUAGCGCAAGUCCAGGCUGAACUGGCCUUGCUUCGUCGUCCUCCUCUGCCUUUGCGACCACUCAUUCCACCACACGGGCACCUCCAUUUGCCGGCACCGCCGCCGUACAUGAACCCGGCCCAGCUUCUUGCGCCACUGGCCCAAGCCGACCUCGAUAACAUGAACCCAUUCCCCAACCCCAACCCGGUGGUCUUUGUACCACCCCCGCUCCCUGGCGAUAUUGCCGCUGCCAUCCCACCCCCACCACCGAUGCCUCCCCUGGCAUACCCUGGCUACCCUCCAGCGUUGGAUGCCCUGCGGGAGCGCCUUCGCAAUCAGCAAGACCAUCUGUACUUGCCUCAGUUCCAUCCGCCGCAGUAACGCGCGUUGUGUCUCCUCCCCUGUGUGUAUCUCUAUAGCAUGGGCUGUUCCCUGACUGGCGCGAUUCGCGCCCCACCAUACCAUUGUACUGUGCAUGAGCGGGCAUAUAUGCAUG
Molecule: messenger RNA, 2714 nt
Organism: Vanrija pseudolonga
Lineage: Eukaryota; Fungi; Basidiomycota; Tremellomycetes; Trichosporonales; Trichosporonaceae
Product: E3 ubiquitin-protein ligase
Exons: 13
Coding region: 285-2243 (652 amino acids)
Biological process (GO): protein linear polyubiquitination; proteasome-mediated ubiquitin-dependent protein catabolic process
Cellular component (GO): ubiquitin ligase complex
Molecular function (GO): zinc ion binding; ubiquitin-protein transferase activity; ubiquitin binding
Source: RefSeq, a predicted model, not a curated record